CAUUAGUUUUGGGCCCUUGCCUUGGUCAAAAAAAAAGUUACAGUAUUUGUGGGUAAUCCUGUAUGUGAGGCUGGCCUUAUCAGUUCAUGCUCAUAUUCAUGCAGUGUCGAGAGAAGAUCUCCUCAGUCGAAAUUUGGUUCUCAUUGGGAUCUGGUGGUGACGAGCCAACACAAGGAUUUAAUUGUGCAAAACCACGAGUUAAAUUCAGUGAAUUAAUUGCCUUACGGUUUUUGCUCCACUGUACAAUUUAUAUUGUGUAGGGUCCAUCAGAUCCAGUUUGAUUCUUUCGUAUUCAACACUGUGUGAUCUGUGGUCAGAUAUUAGGAAUUGUUACUGGAUGUGCAUCAGCGAAAGAUGAAUAAUAAAAAAUUCUUCUAUAUCAACUACAAUAUCCUGCACUGUCUCUCAAAUUUCUCCACCUAAUUGUGCAUCAAUCAACUGGAAAAAGAACCAUUGGUGGUGUUGUGAAGAUUAUUUCUGGACAAAGGCUCUCAGCGUGGCGCGUAGAGUUUGUGAAGAGAUUAGAAUAGAGAGAGAAUAGACAAAAAAAAGAUCACAAGAGACUUUCCCAAUAUCAAUUUUGGAGCUGAAAUUUUUGUGUGGGGUGUAUGAACUCGGGAAAUUUUAGUCAAAACAUUCCCAAAAGACAGUGGUGCUGAAAGUACAUAAGAAAAAACGUGACAAAACGGAAUAAAGUAGCCACCAAAAGAUAAUUGGGACUUUUUUCGGUUCUUUUUUUUUUCUUCAAAAAAAAAGGCGCUAAGAGCAAAGAGGAGAAAAAUUAAUAAAAUUCACACAUAGGAGAAAAAGAAAGUGAUAUAUAAAUAAUUAAUCCACAUUGUAAAAUAAUUAAGAAAGAUAACUUCCUAAAAAUUGUGAUAAUUCCUAUUUAAUACAUUUAUUCUCGUAUUGGGAUUGAAAAAUCACAAGAUAUCUCUGUGGUGACGAGAAGUCGGAUUCAACUGACGACUAUUCUUAUCUUUCGCUUAACAGUUUUAAUUGGAUUUCGGUAAUAUUUUAGCGUAGUACGCAUAGCAUUACUGAAAGACACAGUUGCGAUCAAGGAUCAAACUUUGUGGUGUGGAGUGUGAAGGGGUAUAAAGUGUUGAAGGAGAACAAAAAGAAAAAAAAAAAUAAAUAAUUGGGUUAAAAUGAUACCAAAAUUCUCAAAGAGGCAAUGGUUAACGCUUAUUAUUAUUGGAUUGGCAGACUUUUGCAAUGCAAUCUGUGUGAGUUUGCAGUCGCCAUUUUUUCCAAAGGAGGCAGAAGCUAAGGGUUGUUCUGCAACGGAAUAUGGACUGGUAUUUGGCAUCUUUGAAUUAGUUGUAUUCUUCAUAUCACCCUUCUAUGGGCGCUACAUUAACAAGCUUGGACCGAAAUUGCUCUUCAAUGGAGGCAUUUUCUCAUCUGGAACCACAGCGAUACUUUUUGGUUUGCUGGAUCAAGUGCCUGGACACAUGCCAUUCAUCACAUUGGCAUUCAUCAUCAGGAUAAUUGAGGCACUUGGCAAUGCGGCCUUUCUUACGGCAUCCUUUGCCAUCAUCGCCAAAGAGUUUCCCGACAACGUUGCUACAACUUUUGCCUCUCUAGAGACAUUCUUCGGAUUGGGACUAAUCGUAGGGCCAACACUUGGUGGAGCUCUAUAUGCUGUGGAUGGAUACUACCUGCCAUUUGUGACACUGGGAUCGGCUCUCUUUAUCGUGGGAAUUCUUACAAUAAUUAUACUGCCCCAUCAUUCACAAGAUGCUGGAAUAGCCGCCGAUAAGGCGUCCAUCUUCCGAGUUCUACGUAUACCGGGUGUCCUAGUCUGCACCCUGGGAAUUUGUGCAACUAGCUCAUCGAUUGGCUUCCUAACAGCAGUCUUAGAACCCCAUGUUCGUCAAUUUGAUCUCAGUCCCGUUCUUCUUGGUCUUGUGUUUGUCAUCAAUGGUGGUAUUUACGCCCUCACAGCACCAAUUUGGGGCUGGGUUGUCGAUAAAUGUCUCAACCCCAAGAUUGCCUCAUUCAUCGGAUGCAUUCUCAUUGCUGCAGCAUUUUGCCUGAUAGGACCAGCUAGCUUCAUUCCGCUUGAAGAAACGCUCCGUGUCAUCAUUACUGGAUUAAUUUUGCAUGGUUUCGGCAUUGCUGCAAUCCUUGUUGCCAGUUUUACAGAUGCACUUAGAACAUCUAUUGCCCGAGGACUUCCAGAUAAUAUUCAGACCUAUGGUCUCAUAUCUGGACUCUGGACAUCUACUUUUGCACUAGGCGCCUUCAUUGGACCCUCUGUCAGCGGAUUCCUGUAUGAUCAUGUGGGAUUCAGAAAUGCAGUAAUAUUUGUUAUAGGAGUUCACUCGCUGGUCGGCUUGAUCUUAUUGAGCUUUAUUUGCUCAAAGAGUUCAAAUAACAACUACAAGGAGCUGGGUGCUGCUGAACCUUUACUUAAAGACAGCACUAAUGGCACCAACUAUACAAACAGCCAGACGGACGAAAACACAGACAGCACCCCUAUAAAAAGCCAUAGAAAUGGUCAUGUGCUGAUUGGCGGCAGUAUUGGUAAUGAGCAACAAGUUCCCUGCACCAUGAAUAAUCUACUGAGAUGUAAUAGUUACAACAGCAACAGCAAACAGAGCCAAUGGUCAAGAUCGGAUCAUGAACCCGUGGCCACAUUUGAAUCUCGGAGUUAUGGAACAGUUGAAAUCCAUCCUGUGCGACUUCAGUGUCACGCCUAGAGUUAGAGGAAUGCUAAAUGAAUAGCGAUAUUAUUGUAAUUUUCUUUUGUGAAAUCUGUGUGUAAAGCGCGCGAAAAAUACUACAAGAGUUCAUUAACAAAUAAGUGUUCUCUUUUGAUAUUACACUAAUAUUAAUUGCACUAUUCUUAUAUGUAUAUUGUAACAUUCAUAUUGAUAAUUUAUAUAAAGAAGUUCGCAUUCUGUAUUUCUGUGAAA
This is a messenger RNA of Phlebotomus papatasi, 2924 nucleotides long. Its product is annotated as MFS-type transporter SLC18B1-like. Gene Ontology annotation, molecular function: transmembrane transporter activity. Gene Ontology annotation, biological process: transmembrane transport. Lineage: Eukaryota; Metazoa; Arthropoda; Insecta; Diptera; Psychodidae. The record is from RefSeq and is a predicted model, not a curated record. The transcript is spliced from 8 exons. The coding region runs from base 1152 to 2708 and encodes 518 amino acids.